UUGUAAGAACAUUAGUAAAGACAGUGUCGUGUUUAGAGCAGCCCUGAUCUCAUUCUCUUGCUAUUGAAAAAGCCGUGUCCUAUCCUCGCUCCUGUGCUGGUAGCUUGGGUAACCUUUAUGGAAUGUAGAAGAUGAUGCCAGAAUUAUUUUGGGCUGAGAUUCAGAUGUUAAAAUAGCAAAAAAGGUUGCAGGGUAGAUUACCAAGGAGAACGCAGACAGUUGUGCUGUCGACCUACAUGUAGCUCUUGUACAGAGACCUUGAAAAGCAACGUUUCCAGCCAAGGUGAACCACAUCCAAAAGGCUAAAGAGGGGGAGCAUAAUUCAUAAAAACCACCGAGAAGAGGCCCCGAGGAGGUAGUAAAAGCAGAAGAGGAGCAUCCAGACAUGCCCAGAGGCCUCAGCUGUUUGGCGAGCCCUGAGGGGGCAGACCGCAGGUAUGAGACCCCCCCAGCUUCAGAGCUCCACAGGCUGAUGUGGACAAAGGCAGGGAGCAGCAACCAUCUGGAUGAGGUUCAGCCCAGAAUCUAUAUCGGAGACAUGUAUGCAGCUAAAGACAAGAAGACUCUUCAGGCUCACCACAUCACUCACGUACUAAACGCCGCUGAUGGAAAGUUCAACGUGAACACGGGCCCCAGCUUCUACCGGGACACUAAAAUCACUUAUCAUGGAGUGGAAGCUUUCGACAUGCCAUCCUUUAACUUGAGUCCCUUCUUUUACCCGGCAGCCAAUUUUAUCAAGAAUGCUUUGAGCUCGCCCACAGGGAAAGUCUUCGUCCACUGUGCCAUGGGUCUCAGCCGCUCUUCCACCUUGGUUCUGGCCUACCUGAUGAUCCAUGAAAAUAUGACUCUGGUCGAUGCACUCAAAGCUGUCAGUGCCAACAGAAACGUUUCACCAAAUGAGGGUUUCCUUGAGCAGCUGAGAGAGCUGGACCAAAAGCUGCACUGCCAGGGAUUGGCGAGGGGCCUCAGUUUGAACGGGAGGACUUAAGAUAUAUCCACUGGGUUCUCCGGUCUGUGCUAAUGCAUUUUUAAAAUUCUUCUUAUUGUCUUGUAAGAUAAAUUUGUUUUUUUGAAAAAUAAAGUGAUUGAGUAGCA
Cheilinus undulatus (humphead wrasse) is the source of this 1095-nucleotide messenger RNA. Its product is annotated as dual specificity phosphatase 29-like. Gene Ontology annotation, biological process: protein dephosphorylation; negative regulation of MAPK cascade. The record is from RefSeq and is a predicted model, not a curated record. The coding region runs from base 386 to 988 and encodes 200 amino acids. Gene Ontology annotation, cellular component: cytoplasm. The transcript is spliced from 5 exons. Gene Ontology annotation, molecular function: MAP kinase phosphatase activity; protein tyrosine/serine/threonine phosphatase activity. NCBI's taxonomy places the organism in Eukaryota, Metazoa, Chordata, Actinopteri, Labriformes, Labridae.